AUGGCUACAUCAAUAUCGCCCGCGAGAGGUGCCGUGUCACCAGCAAGCUCACCACGUCUUCCCUCCCCUCCACCUAUGCCCGAAUUGCAGUUUGGACCGCAAAGUCCACUCGCUGCACCAGGCGAAGUUGAAGCAGAUCUUGGGCAGAAGGCAGACGAGUCUGCUCGUCGACGAAUACGGCCCGGCACCAAAGCUGCAGACAUGGUUCGCGGACCUCCUCUUGUUCCUCUCGUUCAGGUCGAUUCUGCCUUCGUUCUCCAAGAGCACCUCAAAGCACUCUAUGCUUACCUCAUAUAUGCACAAGAUCCUGAUCACGUCACAUCCAUGACCAGAGAAAUAGCACUGCAAAUCGUUCGGCCACCACAACUGGAAGACGGCGAGGCAGCCGACCGCGAUCUGUGGCUCUGGCCUGGUAUCAUGCGCCUCAUGGACGACAAGCCAGCUUGUUCGAGCCAAACCUGUCCCGAAAUGCGCGCCUCGGAAUGGCAAUAUCUUUGCGCUGUGCACGAACCGCCGAAGAGUUGCUGUGCGAUCGACUACGUCAACCAUACGCUGGAUUGGGCUGCGAAUGUUCUCACCAGCACGAAGAUCUUUCCUUCAAGACUUCAACUGGGAGGCGACGGCGGAAACAUCUUACAUUGUAUGCGGCAACUCACAAAUAUCAUCAGACGCGUCUACCGGAUAUUCGCUCAUGCCUGGUUCCAGCACCGGGAGGUCUUCUGGCAGAUCGAGGCGAAUCACGGCAUCUAUAUGCUGUUCAAGACCGUCUGUGACGAGUAUGGGCUGAUUCCACCAGACAACUACACAAUACCUCCGGAGGCGGAGGGCCCGAGAGACGAGCCUGACGCCGCCGUACAGAACACACCCACUGACCGCACAGCCAUGACCAUGCAGAUCCUCCGCAAAGACGCAGCGGAUGCGCUCAGUCAAAAUGGAACCACAGAGUCGUCGUCACCACCACGAGACCCGCCCGCAGCGACAGCGAGAAGACACAGACAUACGCCGAGCACUGGUAGCCACGUCACGACGAUCACAGAAGAUGAGGAAGACAUCCCACCCGUACCACCGAUACCUCAGAGCACGUCGAACAAAACAUCAUCUUCACCAUCACCCUCACCAGAACGCAAGGCCCGGGAAGCACUAGGCAAGCUCAACAUCUCCGAACCUACCUCAACCACCAACGCAGAAGGAGAAGAUCCCUUCACUGACCAGCCAGAAGCACCCACACCCACCGCCGCGCCAGUCUCCGACCCUCUGGCAGCCGCCGGCGCCGUCACAAUAUCGGCCAACAAGCCCUCAUCACCCGACACAGACUUCACACCAACAGCAACAUCGCGUCCUCAGACCUCGAAACCAGCCCAACCCCAAGUCAGCACCACUGCGACCACUUCACAACAACCCUCCGCUCGACGGCCAAGCGAUUUCGAAUCAGAAGUCCACAGUCCCGGCGGCGGGUCCAUCCGAACCGCGGGCCCAGACCUCCUGGGCGCGAUAUUGGGUCAUAUGGACGACAAGGAGCGGCAGCAGGCUGAGGCGAGCGGGAGUGAGAGCGAAGAGACGAUAUUGUUCGUUGGUGAGGAGGAGGAGGGGACGCGGCAUGAUGGUGAGGGGUCAGCUGCGCAAGAAGCUGAUGGAGGUAGGAAGAAGGAAGAGAGAAAGAUCGUCCCAACGUCAGCAGUACACACAGAGAAAGGGGUUGGCACUGGCGGUGGGAAGAGCCCGAAGAAAGCCACGCACAGCGGUGCAAACGGAAAUGAUGAAGACGAGGAUGGAAGCGACAAUGAAACAAUGGAGGAGAUCAUGCUGCCGCAUCGCAGAGACUAG
This is a messenger RNA of Cyphellophora attinorum, 1824 nucleotides long. Its product is annotated as MOB kinase activator-like 4. The record is from RefSeq and is a predicted model, not a curated record. Gene Ontology annotation, cellular component: cytoplasm. The coding region runs from base 1 to 1824 and encodes 607 amino acids. Lineage: Eukaryota; Fungi; Ascomycota; Eurotiomycetes; Chaetothyriales; Cyphellophoraceae. The transcript has 3 exons.